CCUUGACUACCUUAACAUCUCACAUCACCAUGACAACCACUUCCAAUCUAUCCACAUCGCGCGUAUUUUCCCCGCUCGUCUUGUAUCACGACGGCGACACCAGCCCUCUGACAAUGUCAUUGAAAACAAAUAGCCGUCGCUUGAUGAUCGAUGAGCACAAAACAAAGACAAUCGACAGGCUCCAAUACGAUGCUCAUCUCUGGACAACACCUUCUGACGCGCCCAAGGAUACUCAAAGACCCAGUCUAGACACUACAGGGAAACAGACACUCGAUGUAUCUCCGAGCACGAGCACAUCAUCUUCUUCAAGCACAUCCUCCGAUUCUAGUUGGACUAGCCGGAGCUCGUGCGACAGCAUUGCCACGAUCGAUUCACCACCCCGAACGAUGGAGCCGAUGAUUUACUCCUCAACGCCACCUCUUACGAGAGAGCUGUCACCUGUACAAUCAGCUGUCUGCAGCAUGCCUCCAAAUACCAUUGCAGAUCACCACCAAAUGCAGCAACAACAAAAACAACCAGUAAAAGAUGCAGCCAAGAAAAGACGACGAGGAAACCUUCCACGAGAAGUAACCGAGUUUCUCAAGCACUGGCUUAUUCAGCACAAGGCCCACCCUUAUCCUUCAGAAAAAGAGAAAGGAGAUCUGGCCUGUCGAACUGGCCUGACCGUCAACCAGAUCAGCAAUUGGUUUAUUAAUGCAAGACGCCGUAUCUUACAGCCUAUGCUUGACUCUGAACAGAUCAUUAGAUCUCAAUGGAUGUCCUACCCAGAGAUUGCUAGCAUCGAAGCAAGAAAGAUACGCCAGCUCAGUUUAUAUGCCCAGCAAGACUUUUCCAUUCAACGUUCUCAACUACCAAACCUCAAUUUCUUUGGACAAUACUAG
Phycomyces blakesleeanus NRRL 1555(-) is the source of this 881-nucleotide messenger RNA. RefSeq names its product Homeodomain-like DNA binding domain-containing transcription factor. The transcript has 3 exons. The record is from RefSeq and is a predicted model, not a curated record. Gene Ontology annotation, biological process: regulation of transcription by RNA polymerase II. Gene Ontology annotation, molecular function: RNA polymerase II cis-regulatory region sequence-specific DNA binding; DNA-binding transcription factor activity, RNA polymerase II-specific. The coding region runs from base 30 to 881 and encodes 283 amino acids. Lineage: Eukaryota; Fungi; Mucoromycota; Mucoromycetes; Mucorales; Phycomycetaceae.